Diatraea saccharalis (sugarcane borer) is the source of this 9661-nucleotide messenger RNA. Lineage: Eukaryota; Metazoa; Arthropoda; Insecta; Lepidoptera; Crambidae. The record is from the annotation of a GenBank genome assembly.
AGUCGUUUCUCCGAUUUUCUUGCGCCUACAACGAUGACAAUUAUUUAAAGUCAUGGACCGUCGUACUUUUUUAUAUUUGUUUAUUCAAAUUUUGUUUACUAAUUUUUGUUUUUGUAAUGUUUCUGUUGAAAAGAAACAAAAGAUCUUUAAUGGUUUUGUUGAUUAUUUGAUGAAUUUGCCCGACCAACCAUAUUUACUUCACGACGGAAUUUUGGAAAAUAUCGCAGAAAUAAGUGAAAAUGGUUAUAACAUUGAGGUUCAAUUCAGAGGGGAGGAUAUAGAAGGUAAACAUUUAAAACAUGUAAAGUGUUCUGGCAUUGUAUAUGAUAAGCAGGAAAAUGGUGUGGAAGUGGCUAGUGGCUAUCAAUGCCAGUAUGACACAGAGUCUAGCACCAUUACCGAGAGUCUUGAAGAAGUUGUAACAGAGUGGCUGACUACUGAUCCUCCAGUACCUCACCAGCCUAUAAAACUCGACAAUGAAGUUCAAACAGAACCUGUUACUUCUGGAGAACAGUUCAUAGCGGUGCGUCGUGACAGUAAACCUUGCAUCGGGUGCGCUUCACAAGUGGACCCUGAGGCUACUGGUGUAUCUGAACUAGCUUUACUUGGCAUAAGGCAGUUGGACCAAUUAGAACCUGGAGUUUACCAUAGUCUCAAAAAAGUCAUCACGGUGGAAAGGCAAGUCCAGGUGGUGAACGGAGUUCGUUAUGUUCUUACAUUAUUAAUUGAUUAUAACAGUUGUACAAAAAAUGUUACAGACGAUUGUGUUUUAACUAAGACAUGUAAAAUAUCUAUACUAGAUAAGCCAUGGGCCAAACUUCUUGACGGUUCAAGAUAUAGAGUUGUGGUUGCUAAUAACUGCACUGCUGAAUGGCUAUUUGAAGAAAAUGAUGAAACGUUAGGGCAAGGUGACCGCGAUAAACCUGACAAUUCUCAGAAGCCUACUCCAGACUAUAGUGGCAUCCCAAACACAGGUUCAUUAGAAGAUAUAAUUCAGUCUGUUCGUAAUCCAGAUGUCCAGUCACAACCAGAUAUAGAGAAAACUUUAACAGACGAAGAAAUUAAAAAUAUACAACAGCAAAUAAUACCCAAUAAUCAAUUUUCGCAGCAAAACUUAGAGAAUCAGCAAUUUGUUACAAAUGAAGUUGGUAGUAAUGACAUACACGCUCAUCAAUUCACUAAUCUUGAAUCACACGCAUCGGACAUAGGUGCAAAUCCUAUCACUGAACCUGUAAAAUUACCCCAAACUUCUAACGGAAUAUCCGAGGACAAAAAAAAAGCAAUCGAUGAUUUAUUAACUUUUUUCGAUUAUGCUGGUUUUAAUCAUAAAAGUGAUGACCUCAAAGAAACGCCACGAAUUAAAAGAAGCUAUGAAAACGAAUUGAAUAUGUUUAAUAUGGCAGAAAAUUUCAAUAAAAUGAGAAGAAGUAUAGACAGCGCUAAAAAUAUUUACGCAUUAGCGCAGUCUAUGGUAGAUUAUUUGAACGAAAUGGAUAUGUCAGUAAAAAAUAGAAUUUUAAGUUCUGUUAUAUCAGCUGAAGAAGAGUUCGAAAAUAAUAAACAUUACUUUUAUAUACAGGCACGAAUAAUAAUUCCAUGUGAUAAAAUUGAAUGUGAUAAUAAAGAUGAAUUGAAAAAAAUAUGUAAUGGUGUCGUUCAUAGUAAUGACGAAAAAAAUCCGGAAGUUUUGACAACAUUUUGUUAUAACGACAAUAAAAAGAAAAUGCUAAUGAGUAAAAUAAGUAUUGUAACUCCUGAUGAUCCUGUAUUACUAAAAUUGGCAAAUAUUGCAUUGAAAACAAUAGAACUUGAAUCACAUGAUGAUAAUGCGUUACGGAUAAUUAAAAUUCAUAAUGCCAGUACUCAAAAAGUCUCAGGUACUUUAACAAAAUUAUCAAUUCUAUUAGGUAACACAAACUGUAGUAAAUCAAUGGCUUUAAAAAAUAGAAAUAAUUGUUCCGUACAAGAGAAAUUGGGAACUAAGUCAUGUGAAGUAGAAAUUUUAGAAAAACAAUGGUUGAAAGAAAAGAAGAUUUCCUAUAUUUGUACAGACCGACCUGUCGGAGAAAGUUUUGUGAACAAAAAGUUAGAAUAUAGUACUGACGACCCAGACGUUGCCGAGAUGGUUCAAGAUGCUUUACAGUAUUUGGAACUACAAUCAAAUAAAAACAGCAAACAAAAAUUAGUAGAUGUUACAUCAGUUUCAACUCAACUUGUGGCUGGACUAUUAACAAAUAUAGAAUUUUUAAUUGGUUAUACUAACUGUUCUAAUGAUCAUGAUAUUAGACAAAACAAUUGUGAAUUAUUGAAAAAUGAAAUACCUCGUAAUUGUAAAAUGCAAGUUUGGCAAAGACCUUGGUUAGAUGAAGAAAGACAAAUGAAUGUUUCUUGUGAAAAUGAUUUAUCCAACGAAAUAAAUGACAAUGAAGAUGAUUUGCAAAUAAGAAAAAAAGGAGACAUAGAGUUGCAACUGUCUGCUGGUGGUAUAACUAAAAAAAGUGACAACGACCCUCAUUACAGAGCUUUGGCAGAAGAAUCCCUACGAAAAUAUUUACAGUUAUCUGGCGCUACCGAACCUCAUAGCGUCGUCACAGUUGACAAUGUAGAAACACAAGUAGUAGCCGGCUCAUUAACUAUGAUCGAUUUCACCGUAUCAAAAAAUAAUGAUAACGUCAUUAAAUGUUAUUCAAAGAUAUGGGAACAGCCUUGGCGUAACAAAAAAGAUAUAAAUGUAACAUGUAAUUUACCAAAUGAGCACAAUCGUGAAAAAAGACAAAUCCCUGGAGAAGUAACUAAAAAAGACAGUAAUGACCCUCGUUACAGAGCUUUGGCAGAAAAAUCCCUACAAAAAUAUUUACAGUUAUCUGGCGCUACCGAACCUCAUAGCGUUGUCACAGUUGACAAUGUAGAAACACAAGUAGUAGCAGGCUCAUUAACAAUGAUCGAUUUCACAGUAUCAAAAAAUAAUGAUAACAUCAUUAAAUGUUAUUCGAAGGUUUGGGAACAGCCUUGGCUCAACAAAACAGAUAUAGAGGUAACGUGCAAUUUGCCAAAUGAGCACAAUCGUGAAAAAAGACAAAUCCCUGGAGGAGUAACUAAAAAAGACAGUAAUGACCCUCGUUACAGAGCUUUGGCAGAAAAAUCCCUACAAAAAUAUUUACAGUUAUCUGGCGCUACCGAACCUCAUAGCGUCGUCACAGUUGACAAUGUAGAAACACAAGUAAUAGCAGGCUCAUUAACAAUGAUCGAUUUCACAGUAUCAAAAAAUAAUGAUAACAUCAUUAAAUGUUAUUCGAAGGUUUGGGAACAGCCUUGGCUCAACAAAACAGAUAUAGAGGUAACGUGCAAUUUGCCAAAUGAGCACAAUCGUGAAAAAAGACAAAUCCCUGGAGGAGUAACUAAAAAAGACAGUAAUGACCCUCGUUACAGAGCUUUGGCAGAAAAAUCCCUACAAAAAUAUUUACAGUUAUCUGGCGCUACCGAACCUCAUAGCGUCGUCACAGUUGACAAUGUAGAAACACAAGUAGUAGCAGGCUCAUUAACAAUGAUCGAUUUCACAGUAUCAAAAAAUAAUGACAACAUCAUUAAAUGUUAUUCGAAGGUUUGGGAACAGCCUUGGCUCAACAAAACAGAUAUAGAGGUAACGUGCAAUUUGCCAAAUGAGCACAAUCGUGAAAAAAGACAAAUCCCUGGAGGAGUAACUAAAAAAGACAGUAAUGACCCUCGUUACAGAGCUUUGGCAGAAAAAUCCCUACAAAAAUAUUUACAGUUAUCUGGCGCUACCGAACCUCAUAGCGUCGUCACAGUUGACAAUGUAGAAACACAAGUAAUAGCAGGCUCAUUAACAAUGAUCGAUUUCACAGUAUCAAAAAAUAAUGAUAACAUCAUUAAAUGUUAUUCGAAGGUUUGGGAACAGCCUUGGCUCAACAAAACAGAUAUAGAGGUAACGUGCAAUUUGCCAAAUGAGCACAAUCGUGAAAAAAGACAAAUCCCUGGAGGAGUAACUAAAAAAGACAGUAAUGACCCUCGUUACAGAGCUUUGGCAGAAAAAUCCCUACAAAAAUAUUUACAGUUAUCUGGCGCUACCGAACCUCAUAGCGUCGUCACAGUUGACAAUGUAGAAACACAAGUAGUAGCAGGCUCAUUAACAAUGAUCGAUUUCACAGUAUCAAAAAAUAAUGACAACAUCAUUAAAUGUUAUUCGAAGGUUUGGGAACAGCCUUGGCUCAACAAAACAGAUAUAGAGGUAACGUGCAAUUUGCCAAAUGAGCACAAUCGUGAAAAAAGACAAAUCCCUGGAGGAGUAACUAAAAAAGACAGUAAUGACCCUCGUUACAGAGCUUUGGCAGAAAAAUCCCUACAAAAAUAUUUACAGUUAUCUGGCGCUACCGAACCUCAUAGCGUUGUCACAGUUGACAAUGUAGAAACACAAGUAGUAGCAGGCUCAUUAACAAUGAUCGAUUUCACAGUAUCAAAAAAUAAUGAUAACAUCAUUAAAUGUUAUUCGAAGGUUUGGGAACAGCCUUGGCUCAACAAAACAGAUAUAGAGGUAACGUGCAAUUUGCCAAAUGAGCACAAUCGUGAAAAAAGACAAAUCCCUGGAGGAGUAACUAAAAAAGACAGUAAUGACCCUCGUUACAGAGCUUUGGCAGAAAAAUCCCUACAAAAAUAUUUACAGUUAUCUGGCGCUACCGAACCUCAUAGCGUUGUCACAGUUGACAAUGUAGAAACACAAGUAGUAGCAGGCUCAUUAACAAUGAUCGAUUUCACAGUAUCAAAAAAUAAUGAUAACAUCAUUAAAUGUUAUUCGAAGGUUUGGGAACAGCCUUGGCUCAACAAAACAGAUAUAGAGGUAACGUGCAAUUUGCCAAAUGAGCACAAUCGUGAAAAAAGACAAAUUCCUGGAGGAGUAACUAAAAAAGACAGUAAUGACCCUCGGUACAGAGCUUUGGCAGAAAAAUCCCUACAAAAAUAUUUACAGUUAUCUGGCGCUACCGAACCUCAUAGCGUCGUCACAGUUGACAAUGUAGAAACACAAGUAGUAGCAGGCUCAUUAACUAUGAUCGAUUUUACAGUAUCAAAAAAUAAUGAUAACAUAAUUAAAUGUUAUUCAAGGAUAUGGGAACAGGCUUGGCGUAACAAAAAAGAUAUAAACGUCACGUGUAAUUUACCAAAUGAGCACAACCGUGAAAAAAGACAAAUUCCUGGGGGAGUAAUUAUAAAAGACAAUAAUGACCCUCGUUACAGAUCUUUGGCAGAAGACUCCCUACAAAAAUAUUUACAGUUAUCUGGCGCAACUGAAUCGCAUAGAGUUGUCACAGUUGACAAUGUUAAAAUACAAGUUGUAGCUGGAACAUUAACCAUGAUUCAUUUCACGGUUUUAAAAAAUAAAAAUAAAACAAUGAAAUGUUAUUCAGCUAUCUGGGAACAGUCUUGGAUCAAUAUAAAAGAAAUAAAUGUGACUUGUAAUUUAGAAACCAAGUCCAAUAAAAGGAAAAUACAAAUUACCAAUGGAGAAUUAGAUGACAUGAACGGUGGAUUUUUAACGUUAAAUAAGAAUAGCUCUGACUACAAGAAAUUAAUUCAGAAAAGUUUGCUUACAUUUUUAAAAUCAUCUCAAACCGAACAGCAUUAUAAAGUAGUUAAAAUACUUAAAGCCAAAAAACAAAGAGUGGAUGGUGGCAAAGUAAGGGUUGUCUUCCUUGUGUCACCUACUAAUUGUCAAAUAAAGAAUGAUGGUAAUUUGUCUGCAUCUACUUGCGAUAUACAAAACCCUAGUAUUGUAAAUAAAUGCUUAGCUGAUAUCUGGGACAAACCUCGGUCUUCUACGAAAGUUUAUAUUGUGGACUGUUAUCUCAAAAGUGAUCAUCGUCAAAGAAGAGAGGUUAUAAGAAGAAAAUUUAGGGUGUCAAAUUAUAAAAUUGCUGCAGCUCACAAUAAAGUAGGAUCUACAGUAGAAGAAGAUCCAAAUAAAAACGAAUAUAGAAUUUUAGCAGAUGAAAGCUUACAGAAAUAUCAGCGUUUACAGAAAUAUAAUGUUCGCCAAAAAAUAUUACAAGUUAAAAGAGUUGAAACGCAAGUUGUUUCAGGUAUAAUUUAUAAAAUAGAUUAUACUGCUGUACCAACAAUUUGUUCUGUAAAUGUUCUUGAUACGUCAUUAUGUGAUCAAACAGAUGAAAAAGUUAUACUUUAUUGUCAUGCUGAAAUAUGGGACCGUGCUUGGUUAAAACGCAGAAGUAUAGAUGUUUCAUGCGUUGAUUACGAUCUCGAGGAAAAAAAUAGCAAGGAAUUAAGACCCAAACGUGGUAUUAUCGGCGGAUCAGAGAGCAAAGAGAUUGACAAUGAGCAUUAUGAGAAAUUGGCUGAAGUUGCUUCUGAAAAAUAUAUGAAGUUGACAAAACCCAAAUACUUUCAUAAAGUUUUGGAGAUAAUUCACGUUUCUGAAAAAGUUGUGCAAGGAUUUUUAUUAAAAAUUGAAUUUUCCAUAGCUCCGACCACGUGCUUGUAUAAAUCUGUAACAGAGAAUACAAAAAAUUGUCCGUUUCAAAUUCCGAAAGCUAAAUUAACUUGUUUUGCAGAAAUACUUGAGCGACCAAUGUUUGAUGUAUUCGGUGAUGAUAUUACUGUAAUAUGUCGUCGAAAAAAGAGUAAAAAACCAAAACAUUUAAGUAAAAACGAUUCAAAACCUGAUCAUAAAAUUAGAGACAAACGACAAAUACGAAUGGACGAAAAUGAAAUUGAUGACGACGUUAAAUAUGUCUAUGCUCAUCAUGCAGUAAAGAGUAUUAACAAACGCUCUGAUACAGAUAACUUACAAAAAUUAAUAACGAUUCAUGAUGUUGCAAGCACUGUUCAUAUGGAGACGCCAAUGGUUAGAAUGUACAUAGAAACUGCAUACACAUACUGCCUCAAACAAGAUCAAGAUAUAGAUCUGAAUACUUGCGAUGAAUUAGAUGGAUUGAAUCAUAAAAUAUGUUUUGUGAAAGUAUUUCCUUCUGUUGACGAUGAAUUAGUCGUUAUAAAGGUUGUUGCAGUCUGCGAUGAUGAACCAGAUUUUGUAGAUGCAACACAACUCUCAAUACCCGACUUAUUAACUAUUUCCCUUGUCUCAUUACAAAAUUCACCAGAUAUAGGUUAUAAACUAGUGCAUCGAGGUGAGCCUUAUGUGGUUCCGAGCUUACAUUCUAAUAUACCUGUGAAACUUAGCUUUGUGGUAGCAACUACAAAUUGCUCCAAAUAUGUCAAAAUAGAGUCUGAUGUUAAAGUUCAUUGUUUUGUUGAUACCACGAUACCGGAUAAAGUUUGCCAUUCUUAUAUAUAUAUGAUACCGGUAACAAAGAAAAUUACACAAAUUAGUGCAAACUGCUCGGCACCGUAUUUGACCCGAACAAAGAGAACGCUUACACCAGAAAAUACAACAGCGAAUAUACAAGAAAUGGUAGAGCAGUCUUUAGAAAAGUUGGAAAUGUCUUCCCUUCAUAGAUACAAACAAAGAGUUAUAAAAAUAAAUAGUUAUUCCACGAAACUUACGUCUGGUAGAGUGACUACUAUUGACUUUGAUGUGGGUUAUACAAAUUGUUUGAAAUAUGAGUGGGUAAAUGAUGUAACAACAUGUGAAUUUAUAGAACAUUUGCCAAGGAGACAUUGUAUAUCGGAAAUUUGGGAGAGGCUUUGGUUGAAGAACGGUAGAAAAUUACAAGUGACUUGUCAAGAUGACGAAACACCGUUAGAAGCUCAUGUAGAAUUUGAAAGCGCUGAUAUUGCUACACGCUUAGCACAGCAAGCGUUGAGACAUAUUGAAGCCAAGUAUCCGCAUCCAAAGAAACAGCAGCUCGUACGUAUAUUUUCUUUGGAGAAACAAGUGGUGGCCGGUAUACACUAUAGGAUGAAAAUUGAGGUCGGUUUUACAGAUUGCUUAGCAUUAAGUGUUCAAGAAAAUUGUAAUUUGAUAAAUGAUGGCACUCCAAAUAGAUUUUGUCGAGUUAAUGUUUGGCUUCGACCGUGGACUGACCACCCACCGAAUUUCCGCGUAACUUGUGAUUAUCAGGCAGGUGCUAUAUCGCAAAUGUACCACCAUGUUCAAGCGGAACAAUUAUUUUUUAAUUUUGUAACCACAUACAAACCGGAGUACGUAAAUGACCACUUAGAAAUGACGAAGAGGUUUAGCAUAUUUAAAGAGAAUAUAAAGAAAAUUCAUGAAUUAAACACUCAUGAAAGAGGAACUGGUGUUUAUGCGGUCACUAGAUUUACUGACUUAACAUAUGAAGAAUUCAAAACAAAAUAUUUAGGUUUAAAUCCAAGUCUAAAAAAGCCUAAUCAGAUACCUAUGAGGCAAGCAGCUAUUCCUAAAGUGGUAGACAUUCCUGCCAGUUUCGAUUGGCGUCCACUUGGGGCAGUUACUGAAGUGAAAGAUCAAGGAUCUUGUGGGAGCUGCUGGGCGUUCAGUGUUACAGGUAACAUUGAAGGCCAGUGGAAAAUGAAAACUGGUAAGUUGCUGUCACUGUCUGAGCAAGAAUUAGUUGACUGUGACAAACUUGACGAUGGCUGCGACGGAGGUUACAUGGACAACGCAUACAGAGCGAUAGAAGAAUUGGGUGGGUUAGAAACAGAAGACGAGUAUCCUUAUGAAGGUGAAGACGAUAAGUGCACGUACAAUAAAACGCUUUCUAAGGUUCAGAUUUCGGGUGCGGUGAACAUAUCUUCUAACGAAACAGAUAUGGCCAAGUGGUUGGUCCAAAAUGGUCCAAUAUCCAUUGGCAUAAACGCGAACGCGAUGCAGUUCUAUGUGGGCGGCGUGUCACAUCCCUGGAAGGCGCUUUGCAACCCCAAAAAUAUCGACCAUGGUGUGCUAAUCGUUGGCUAUGGAAUUAAAGAAUACCCGCUGUUCAAGAAGGAAUUGCCUUAUUGGAUUGUGAAGAACUCCUGGGGUCCACAGUGGGGAGAGCAGGGUUACUAUCGCGUGUACCGUGGCGAUGGCACAUGUGGCGUCAAUACCAUGGCUUCCAGCGCUAUUGUUUAACAUAAAAAUAAUUGUAUAUAGACAUCGCUUAAUAAUAAAUCGCUGCUAUCACGAAAACAUACAAACGAGAAAAUCCAUAUUAGAAUAGAAAAUUAAAAUUAUAAUCACGCGACUAUUAUAUUAUUACAGUAUGGAAUUUCUGCUACAAACACUAUUGUUUGUAGUCUACGUGGUGGGUUACUAUUAUAAUAAAAACGUACAUAUAAUACAUAUUUUUGACUAAUAAACUGCUUUAAAAUGUUUUAUUGUAUAGUAAAAUUAUUAUUACUGCUUUAAAAUGUAUAUUAAAAUUAUUGUUGAUUUCCAUGCGCACUAUCCAUAAAUGAAACAACUUAAGUGAACACAAAACCUGUAAAGGGUCAGAAACGUUAAUACAAACGCAAUGAAACCGUUUAAAAGUUGUUUCAUUUAUUUAAACAGCAAUGAGACCAUGACAAAAUGUCUUAUACAAGACAAGCAUUAAAAAAAGAAUUAAUAAGCAAGUUAAAUAGUUUAUUCAAACAUAAGCUCUAAUUGAGCGCUCUCUAUUCUUUAUUAGAAAUGUCAAUUUAACUAUGUGUAAAGUUAAAACUAUUAAAUGCAAUUGUUAAAUACAAAGGCUGGUUUCGUGCCUAAUUAAUAUUUUGAUAUUCUAUACAAGAA